GCAUGAGCCUGCGGUGUAACACCACUAGUAUUUAGUACUGCAGACACCGGACAGCUCUCCAGCCAUCCACCACAUCUGUCGCUGAACCCGUGUAGUGAAACGAUGUCUAACGAGUCACCGCCACCGACCAAACCCAAGCCAGGUUCGUUGCGCGACAGGAUCGCAGCAUUCGAGAACAAGAAUGCCCCUGCAGCCUCAGCCCCGGGCCCAGGUGCGGGCGUGGCUGCACCAGUACCACGCCCAAAGCCUGGAAACCUUCAAUGGAAACCUAAACCACCCUCCCCACCACCUACGAUUCCCGAUCAAGCGUCCAAGAUCGCAGGUGUCGGUGGAGGCAUGUCCGCCUCAGACGCGAAGGAGAGCAUCAGUCGGGGUGGGACGCUCAGGGAACGCAUGGCAGCGCUCCAGGGGAAGGGAGGAUUUGGUGCUCCUGCUCCACCCCCUGUCAAACCCGUCGCCGUCGAGAAGCCCAAGUGGAAGCCACCACCAGUGGUAUCGCCCUCGCCCGUUGAUGACGAGGGUGUGCCGGGUCGCGCCUCGUCGCAAUCGCCCCCAUACAGGCGCAGAGUUCCCCCCCGCCCGAAGGAGAUCGGACCAGCCCUUGACCCUGAAGAAGAAGAAAGGCAGCGCAGGGCCGCGAUUGCCGCUCGGAUGGCACGCCUUGGGGGUGCAAGGAUUGGAAUGGCCCCUCCCAUCGUUGCUCCUAAGCCUGUCGUGCGCAAACCCACAACACCUGCCCCAGAGCCCAAACAGGAGGAAAGCAACUCUACUAACCAUCGUUGCAAUGCUGCAGUCGGAACACUUAUUCGUGAGCUAGUCGGAUCACCUUCCAAGGAGGAGACCACAGAAGAAUGUACACCACCCGUUGAACGCAGAGAUUCUGAUCAAGCAAGCAUCGGAUCCUCUUCUUCCAAUCGGACACCUGCAGCUAUGCCAGUCCCUGCAGGGCCCCGCCGUGCUGCCCCUCCUCGCAGGAAAACUUACAAAUCUGCGCCAUCGACACAGCUCCCUGAGGUGCCAGUCCCAGUUUCUGGCUCGGACCAAUCAGUUUCAGAACCGAUCGCUACCGCUUCGCCACCACCCUUAGCUGAAGCCUCCAGUGUGGAGUCCUCCCAGCAGCUUGUUGUCACUCCACCUGUCGGAGCUUUGGUUGCGAGAGAGGCACAUCAUGAGGUCGGGAUAGUUAACCAGCCUGCAGAUGUGCUCGACGAUACACUCCUUUCUGGGGAAGACGGUACUGGAACGGUAUUGGUGGAGCGACUUGACACAAUCGUCAAUGAGCCAGAGGGUGACGUAGACGAAGAAGGUUAUACGCAAGAGCUUCAAGUGCGCGGUCAAGGAUCUCUCGUAGGCUCUUCGUCAAAUAUGACAGCUGAUGACGAGCAUGGUUACGUACCAUCUGACCGAACACCCUCUUCUCAUGUGCAUGUGGAACUUGAACCAGAGCAAGAAAAGGAACUAGAGGUGGAACAAGGACAAGACGAGGACGAAGAAGAUGACGAAACUCGGCGCAAGCGUGUUGCUGCCAGACUCGCACAAAUGGGUGCGUUCAACCCCCUCACUGGCCCGCCUCCGAUCCCGCGCCGCACCUCCAUUGAGGAGCCUCAUUCCGAGGAAAACCAAUUUGAUGUCGAGGAGGAAGUGAAUGUGGACACUGAGGAAGUUGGAGAGUAUGUUCCUUCACCCCCUGCGGCAGCAGCUCCUCCCGCUGCCCAUCAAGUCGAAGAAGAAUUCGAGCGUGGUCACGUUACUGCUGAGGUUGAAGAGAGGAAUGUAGAGGCGGAUAUCGAAAAAAUGGAAGGCGAAGGCGAAAGCAUUUCAGACGAACACGAAGUUGAAUUUGAAUCUACAACAACAGCCGGAGAUCGGGUAACCCACAGGGUACUGUACCAUAACACUGGGAUCGACGACGACGAUGAGGAAGGACAACAGCACGCUGGGCGGCUCUCUCUCGAGGAGCGGACCGCUCAGGCAAUCGCAGAUCAACUUUUUGAUGAUAGUUAUAGCAAUGGCGCCGACCUGGGCGAACCCCUCGCUUCGACUGCGGAAGCAGAGCUAGGCGCUGAAGGGCAAGCUCCGGCGAGCCAGGCGGAUAUAAACUCCAGGGGCUCUGUGCCUAGCACCCGGCCCGAAAACAAACCUGCCUUGGAGACCCGCGCCAACGACGACGACGACGACGACGGAUACGUUACUGGAGCUGGCAAGGGGGAGGACGACGACAUGGCCCCCCCACGUAUCACUCGACCGAUCCCUCCGCCUCCUGUCAACUUUGGUACGAAGCCUCUGUUGGUGUCCCCUUCCGCUCCAUCGAGGACGGCGUUACAGUCUUUGAAAGACGAUGAGCAAGAUAGGGCCGUGUCGCCCGACAUUCCCCCCAGGCCAAUCCCCCCACCUCCUGUGAGGAGCGGUAUGUGCCACUGGGUUAUAUCUUAUCUGAUAAUGCCCUCAUGCCCGCUGUGAUAGUCCCUGAAGUGGUUGAAGGGGAGUUGCCCAUCCAGCCUCGUCGUUCUAUGCCUCCGCCGCCCAGACGUUCGAGUCUCAAAAUGACUGAACCUGCGAUCGAGACUCCGCCCACACCCCCGCCUGUGCCAACAUUGCUACGGCCAACGCGAAGGCCAACUUCGCCGCCUAUCAUCACAACAUUACCAGUACUGGUAUCAGAACGAGUAGGUGGAAGCGAGGAACCCGAAGCAUCAGCUUCUGAAUCUCAAG
Messenger RNA from Pisolithus orientalis, 2712 nucleotides. RefSeq lists its product as uncharacterized. The record is from RefSeq and is a predicted model, not a curated record. The transcript is spliced from 7 exons. Lineage: Eukaryota; Fungi; Basidiomycota; Agaricomycetes; Boletales; Pisolithaceae. Bases 103 to 2460 code for a protein of 785 amino acids.